AUGGACGUAUUAGUAGAAAAAAUAGUCUCAGAUACGAACAAUCAAUUUUUAAAGGGUAUCAUAUCUUUCCAAGAAAAUUAUGAAAGUAGGACUACAUUUGAAGAAUUGAAUAAAGAACAAUUGCGUGAAAAGCUAUGGAAAAUACUGUUUCAUUAUUUAUCAGAUAAUACACAAUCGUUCAUUCGUUAUAACUGCUUGUCCACUUUACGAAUACUUAGCCGAGAUAAAACAAACAUAAAUGAUUUAGUCACAGACGAAAGAAUAAAUGUUAUAUUAGAUAAUGCAGCUUUAAAGGAUGCAAAUAUCAAUCAAAAUACUUAUACAAAUGUUACUAUUGAAGCUCUCAAAUUGCUUUGUAAUUUGAUAUUCAAUAGUACAAGAGUACAACAAGUUAUACCAACAACAUCUUGUUUAUCAUGUGUUAUUAAACAUAUGAAAAAAUACAGUAAUGUCAUUCCACAAGAAGUAAUGUUAUUUAAUACAAGAAUUAUAUUUCUAAUUACUGCCCUAAACAUUUCCAUGAGACAAAUUGUUAAAACAGAACUGAAUGGAGAUGAGUGUCUCAUAAAAAUGUUGGAGAGCAGUGUUCAGUGUGAAGAUGAAAAAUUAUACACUCUAAAAGAAGACACUGCAACAUUAUCAUGUGAAGUUUUAAAAGCAUUAUUUAAUUUAUACAUAAAUUCCAGUGAUUCAGUAGAGGAAGAAGAAAAGACUAAAAGUCUAGUUUUAAUAUUGUACAAGUUACUAUUAUCUAAAUGUGAAAAGAAGGAUGAUCUUCACAGUAAUAUUGCAAAUUUACUAACAGUGAUACCACAUGGUUAUUAUUCAACAAUCAUUCCACCUACUAAAGAAAACCAUAGAUAUGUGUACCAAGGUAUGGACAUGAGUGCAGUGUAUGUCUUGCUAAAAUUCUUAGAUAAAAGGCUGAAUUAUAAAGACGAUUUGAUAGGGAAUCUUAGUCCAAUUGUCACUGCCUUCAUCAGAAUGGUCAAAGCUGAGAGAUUAAUACGCAAAUAUACCAGGUUACAGAUUUUACCUCCCUUGAUGGACGUGAUGCAUCGUCCAGAAGAAGGGACGACUUUGAGAGCGAAAUUGUGUAAAUUAUUGACUUCACCUUUAACAGAGCUGCGAGAUCUCGUUGCAGAGUUCCUGUUUAUACUCUGUAAAGAGAAUGUCACUCGUAUGGUGAAGUACACAGGUUAUGGAAAUGCAGCUGGUAUGUUUGCAAACAAAGGAUUACUGGGUACAAACAAAAGAAAGUCAGCUUACUCUUCUGAAUCAGAGGACAGUGAAACUGAAGAGUACUUGAAGUAUAAAGAACAGAUCAAUCCAGUAACUGGAUGUUUCGAGCACCCAAAACCAAAUCCUUUAGAAGGAAUGACAGAGGAACAGAAAGAGUAUGAAGCCUUACAACUGGUUGGUCUGGUCGAUAAGCUGACACGGGAGGGACUGGUGCAGCCUUGUAGGAUUGGAGAGGAUGGAAAGCCAAAGCCAAUAGAACAUGUGCUAGAACUGCAAGAAGAACUGCCAAAGCAACAGUAUGGUCAUCGAGACUCUGAUUCUGAUUAA
This is a messenger RNA of Habropoda laboriosa, 1569 nucleotides long. RefSeq names its product synembryn-A (gene ric8a). Bases 1 to 1569 code for a protein of 522 amino acids. Lineage: Eukaryota; Metazoa; Arthropoda; Insecta; Hymenoptera; Apidae. The record is from RefSeq and is a predicted model, not a curated record. Gene Ontology annotation, biological process: G protein-coupled receptor signaling pathway. The transcript has 10 exons. Gene Ontology annotation, molecular function: guanyl-nucleotide exchange factor activity; G-protein alpha-subunit binding. Gene Ontology annotation, cellular component: cytoplasm.